Messenger RNA from Lasiosphaeria miniovina, 1602 nucleotides. RefSeq lists its product as uncharacterized. The coding region runs from base 1 to 1602 and encodes 533 amino acids. The record is from RefSeq and is a predicted model, not a curated record. The transcript has 3 exons. NCBI's taxonomy places the organism in Eukaryota, Fungi, Ascomycota, Sordariomycetes, Sordariales, Lasiosphaeriaceae.
AUGGCGUCGAACCCGAAAACCAGGCAACUCCUCCUCGACAAAUGCCGCACAAAGUACUCCUGGAUAUCCGGUGUCGCACGCGGCACCCCACAUGCCAUCGGCAGGUACAAGAAAGACCUUGAAAUUGCAUUUGCGGAAAUCAAUGGCUUGAUGGCUGGCAUGCAUUUCCAGGACCAAGCAGAUAUCAACUCGGAACACACGUACCCCAGCGAGAUCUUCGAUAGUGACCUACUCUCCUCCGAGCCCGUUACUGCCGUGGACGAUCAACCCAUGGCGUCCCAGUGGGCUGCCAUCCGCAGCUUGAGAGAGGAAACCGCCUUUCACCACAAGCGAUUCCAACAACUGGCAACUCACCUAAAUGAUCCCGUCAUUUUCAAGUUGUUAGACAUCUACCCAGAUGCAAGGAGCAUUCGUAGCGAAGGCGCUCAGCUUGUCAUGGAUGUGCUGAAGGGCUUCCAGCCGCGUAAGCUGUCGCUCGUGUUUGCAUUCACCUGCUUUUCCUACUCCAUCUCUCAGCUCCUUCACAAAAAAGGCCGUCUUGACAAGGCCGACAUUCUUGCCGACAUCAAAACAUGGCGAGACAUGAUUUCAGAUCCGAGAGAAAAACAAGCCUUCAACCGUCUUGCUCCGGAGCUGUGGCCCGAGGCAAAGGACCAUCUUCACUUCAUUGACAUCCCCGAGCAUCUUACGCGCGGCCUUGUCGUAUCGGCCGAUCCUUCUUCCCGACUUGCAGGUUAUACCGGAUCAGCGGAACCCCCAAUUCCACAGCAUCCGUAUCUCCGACCACUCGGAUCGACUUUUGCGGAUCAAACCGGCAGCCUGGAUUUCACGGACUGUUACAACUUCCACGACACAGCCCCGGAUGCCAACCUCCAGGAUAUCGUCACCAACGAAGAGAUUGUCCGGCUGCUAACACUAUCCCACGAGGUAAACAACUAUGCGGCCAUCGGUGCCCCAGUCAGUCAGCCUCGGCAUGAAGAGCCACCCGACACGGGCUGGCCACCGCCAAUCGAGACCAUGAACCCUACCUAUCCUGGUCGCCUUUCGAUACCAUCAGUGAACAUCUGCUCUCCAGGUGCGGAGAGUGAGUCUUCACAAUUGGGUAACGACGAGUCAAAAGACCCAGAUCUCAAGGAAACCAUCGUGUUUCUUGUCGUCUUCACCUUCCUACAAGAUAUGGGUCAGCUCCUUUACAUUCUCUCAGGCAGAAGUCUUACGUCUAGGUGCUAUGAGCUCUAUCGGGCAGAGCAAGAGGACCAAGUAGCAUUCAACAUGUCUGCCCAAGAAGCCUUCUUCAAACCCUGUUAUCAAGAUCGGAACUCCGGCUUCCCGGCUGCCAUGGCCCUCCUCUCUGUAGCUGAGACCUUUACGAAAAACGGAUAUCUGAAAAGCAUUGCCGAAAUCAAGCACUACUUGGUUGGGUUCGCAGCUGCAGUCUUUCCGCCGGGGGCGGCCUUUGAGCAAUUUCUCUCCUCAAUGUUACAGAGCGCUCUCGUGCCCGCGCAGGCUCCAGCCCUCAACGGAGCGAGGAAGCGGCAGAUGUCGGCAGACGAGGAACUCUCCUCGCCAGAAUACAUCUCGUCACCAAGGGCUACGAAGUAA